Molecule: messenger RNA, 408 nt
Organism: Ostertagia ostertagi
Lineage: Eukaryota; Metazoa; Nematoda; Chromadorea; Rhabditida; Trichostrongylidae
Source: the annotation of a GenBank genome assembly
AUGGGGCUUCUAACGGCGUUAAUAGCGCUCCUGGUGACAUUACGAGUCAUUGGCGGUGACAAGGGAACGGUGAAUGCUUAUGGUUGUGCAUACUGCCAUGGAGACCCCCUCAGAAAUGUUACAGUGAAGAUGUACGACGUAGACACGGUGCUGGACGAUUUUAUGGGCCAAACAGUUACCGAUCGAAAUGGAUGCUUCUUUGUGAACGGCUCCGCUGAAGAUCUACGUUCGGAGAUCGAUCCAGUAAUUAACUUCUAUCACACGUGCCCAAUGUUUAUAGACUACGGGCGAUGUAUACUCAAAUCUCGACUUGUUCUGGAAGCGGAUGAGGUAAUAGAUGUGGAUUUUGUGAACCUAACCAACAUCGAGGUAACAAAGCUCGAAACGAUCAAGGAUUGUAUUCACUGA